CAACUUUUUAAAUCCCCAUCACAUUUUUUUAAAAUUUCUUUUUAUCUCAUUAAUAAAAAAUUCUACAGUUUUUAUCACUUUCUAAACAAAUGAAGCUCUUCAUUAUUUUGCUUUUGCCGCAAUGACCAGCAGUGCUUUGGCCGUUGCUGUAAACACGCCGUCGACCGCCAAUCCCCUUAAGCCUGCAUGCCCGAGCGACGAUUCCAACUGGCACCCCUGCUGGAGAACUAAAUGCAUGAGAGGCUAUAAAUGCGUAGAGAAGCAAGUGAUGUGUUUUACUCAACCGUGCUAUCCUGUGGCAGAAUGCGUCGAGGAUAAUCAACAAGCAUUGUAAAUAUCCGAGGAUAAGAGUUUAUAACACUUGAUUGCUUUUAAUAAAACUUUUUACCAUAUUGCAAUUUUUUUAUCAAGAAAAUGCUGUUUUUUAGCUCCAUUUUCUAUAUUUUUUUAUUAUUUUUCUUGAUUUUGCUUGAAUAAAAUUUUUUAUUUUUGGA
Molecule: messenger RNA, 494 nt
Organism: Kickxella alabastrina
Lineage: Eukaryota; Fungi; Kickxellomycota; Kickxellomycetes; Kickxellales; Kickxellaceae
Exons: 1
Coding region: 122-334 (70 amino acids)
Source: RefSeq, a predicted model, not a curated record